UUUCUUCUUUUCCUUGCAGAUACUUCAUACGAGAAGGCUUGUAGGCGUGGCUCAGCUCCAGCGACACCCAUAUUGGGUCAAAAACAACAACAACAAGAACAUAAUACAACAUCAAGAUUUACGAAUUUCUUUUCGAAACGAUCAAAUCCCCUUAAACGUACAAAAUCAGUUACCAAAUUGGAACGCACCAAAAGAGGCUCGGGCGGCUUGCGCGGCUCGCGUUCACAUGAGAGUUUGCUCUCCAGUCAUGCAGUCAUGUCUUCGAUCGAUCUCUCCUGCACCGGCGCCGUUGGCGUUGCGCCAGUACAUCAGUCAGUACUCGGCCGUCGACAUUGUUUCCAAGUGCGCGGAGGUCCGCGUGGUGAGCGUUACUACGCCUGCGGCUCGCGGCAAGAACGCGAUCUCUGGAUAUACUCAUUGCGUAAAUCCAUCUCGCCCAAUGCCGACCACACGCGUCACACAGACAAUUCGCUAAAGAUGUGGAUCUACGAAGCGAAGAAUUUGCCACCAAAGAAGAAAUAUUUCUGCGAGCUACACCUCGACAAGGCCUUGUACGGCCGCACCAGCGUAAAACUACAAACGGACUUGCUUUUCUGGGGCGAAUACUUCGAUUUUCCCGAUGUGCCCGACAUCAAUGUGAUCACAGUGAAUGUUUUCCGCGAGGUGGAGAAGAAGAAGAAGCGCGAUAAGCAUAUGUUUGUCGGUUCAGUAAAGAUACCCAUACAUGAGGUUACCUCCCGCAUAUUUUCAGAGGACUGGUAUCCCAUACUCAGUGAGAAGUCCAAUGACAGCUUGAACCGCAAUGGCAAGGAAGUGACACCCACGCUGCGCAUUAAAUGUCGCUUCCAAAGCACCGACAUACUGCCGAUCAAUGUUUAUGCAGACUUUUUGGAAUAUCUGAAGAAUAAUUACAAGCGCGUUUGCGAAACGCUCGAGCCGGUAAUAGGCGUUAAAGCCAAAGAGGAUAUCGGGCAGGCGCUCGUCUUGCUAAUGCACGCGCAAGGACUAGCAGGCGCCUUUCUAACCGAUGUCGUAGCGUUGGAUCUACUGCGAGUUGGCGAUCAACGGCUCACAUUCCGCGGUAAUUCGUUGGCGACCAAGAGCAUGGAAGCUUUUCUCAAACUCACAGGCGAACAGUAUUUGCAGGACACGCUAUCGGCGCCAAUCAACGAGAUCAUACAAUCCGAUCGCGACUGCGAAGUGGAUCCGACAAAGGCGAGCGGUUCGCUGCAACGACAGCAGGCUUCACUGCGCGCGGCAGUACGCAGUGCCUGGCAAUGCAUCUACGAGUCACACAAACAUUUUCCUCAGCAGCUGCGCUCGUGCUUUGCAACCUUUCGCGAGCGCUUGCAACAGUUGGGUCGGCUGGAUAUGGCAGAUAAUUUGAUAUCGGCAUCCAUAUUUCUGCGCUUCUUGUGCCCAGCGAUACUGUCGCCCAGCUUGUUCAACAUUACCAAUGAACUCCCUUCCGCGCGCGCUACUCGCAAUCUGACGCUCGUCGCUAAGACACUCCAAACGCUGGCGAACUUCACACGCUUCCAGGGCAAGGAAAGCUUCAUGGAAUUUCUCAACGAUUUUCUCGAGCAGGAGGCGCCACGCAUGAAGGAAUUCCUCCAACAGAUCUCUACGCGCCCUGAGCACGCUCCGCCUGAGUCCAUACUCGACUGGGCGGGCUACAUCGAUCAGGGCAAACAACUUUCCAUUUUACACAUACUGCUCACUGAGAGCAUCAGCAAGCUACCAGAGGCGCGGCAGCAUGAGCUCGACCCACUACAGCACAUCAUAGAUGAGAUUAGUAAAGCCAAAGAGAGCAACAACUUCUUGCAACACAUGCCGCAUAUGUGUUCCACCUCGCACACGCCCACUGAGAAUCAGGAGAACCGCAAUCCCGAGGAUAUGGCAAUGCAGGUGCAACAACAUCAACAACCGAUACAACACCAAGCACAGCUGGCGCAACCCCAGCAUGCAGUCGUCACAAAACCCAUGCCAGCGGAACGAGGCAUCAUGCGCGGCGUCUUGACGCCUAGCUCGCUUGAGAAGAACAUCUUCCGCUAUAACGACCCCACAGUGAAUGCGCUACUGCAGCAGCAGCAACAACAACAACAGCAUCAGCAGCAACACCACGCGCAUGCGCACUCGCAUCAGCUGCAGUCACAGAUUUCCAUGGGCAGCAAUAGCGGUCUCGACAAACGACACUCAAAUUCGCAGAGCUCCAUCGCGGGCGGCUACAUGAGCACUCAGUUGCAGCACGCGCAAUCGCAGAGUUCGCUAGCCUCUUCAUCGUUGAAUGGUGGUGGCGGUGGCAGCAGUCACAAUUUGCUCGUCUCGGCCAACGUGCAGCAUCAUUGCCCGCCCGCACCUGCCGCUAGCGCCAACAACACCAUUGAACGCUUGCUCAUCGGUGGCGGCGGUGGCAGCGGCAACGCGCACUACUACGGCCUCAUGGGCUCCAGCAAUGGCAACAUGUCCUCCUCGCUGGCCAGUAGCAGCAAUUUGAGCAGCCACAAUGGCAAUGAGAGCGACGGAAAUGCUGCCAGCAUGCUGCGCGCCACUACGCUGCCACGCGGCAACAAUAAUAAUUACGACGAGCUAGCCAAUGGCGAGUUCAUACAAAUUUCCGGCUUGGAUACGAACAGCGCCUUUGUGCGUAAGUCACCAACGCCACUGCUGAAGGGCAAUGCAGCGCUGUUGCAGCAACAACAAACCGCCGCGCAGCAGCAGCGACAAAAGUUACAUAAUUCGAAUGUUAGCCUAGUGCUGAACGAGCGCGCGCCAAGCAAACUGAAUUUGGGCAUACCUGAUCAUAGCGGCGCCUCGACUCCGCAUGCACACAAGCUGCCAGCAUACCAAAGACCGCCACCCGCAACAGGCGCACAUGUGCAUGCCGCGCGCGACUCUAAUCCGCACCCUAAUAUGCCAAUGAAUCUAGAGGACCUGGACGACCUUUUCAAGUACGCUGAGGAGCAUGCGGUUGUGGGUGAAGUUGUAUCCGCGGGCGCACAUGUGCCGCAGCAAGCGGGUGGCCAGCUGAAGAGCGUACGCGAACAGCUAUCGGCUAAGAGCAGCCACUGCUCGUCUGGCUAUCAGAGCAUCACCACCAAUCCGCCGUCACAGUCGUCGAGCCCCACUGAGGUGCAGCAGCAGCAACAGCUGCAGCAGCAAAAAAAUGGUGCCAAUGCGCCGUUGGCAUUCAAGAAUCCCACUUACCAGCUGCAGCAGCAGCAGUCUGCUGGGAGCGCAACGCCCGCACAUCAUCACCACCACCAUCACCAUCAUCAGCGUGUCAACUACAGCAGUGGAUUCCAUGCCGGUGGUGGUGGUGGCAGCAACGGCCAACAGCAAUCCGCGCACCAACAGCUCUUCGGCUCAAAUGCCGCGCAGCGUCCCAAGGGUUUAGUAGCUGCGCGUGCCGCGCUUUUGAAUAACGGCGGCACGUUGACGCCGUCUUCCUCUGAAGAGCGUCUCUCCACAGACAAUUUUCAUGGCUAUGGCGGGAAUACCAAAGUAAUGAAAUCGCCUUCACAUGGCCACUUGGAAGCGCAGCGCUCACUCAGCGGCGGUAGUAGCUCAUCGUCCUCGGGAGCCAAUGGGGGCAUGGGACCGAUUUCAAUACAGUCGUCGGCAAGUGGUGGCGGUCGCGUGCCGCGCACCAAUCCGCAAUUCAAGCGCGAGGAUAUUUACGCUCCGCUGAAUGGAAGUAGCGGCAGUUACAUGCCAGCAGCAGUAGCAGCUUCCACCGCAGCGAGCGGACUCUUCAGCAACAAUGGCUUCGGUAAGUCAGGUGGCGGCGGCGGUUUGGUGCACAGUGGCGCGAAUUUGGGUGGACGCUUUCAGCGGCGCUUGAGUUUGGACUCGGCACGCACACUGUCCGAUAGCUCUACGGACACAGAGGGUCACUGCGCGCCACAUGAGGGCAAGCGCCGUCGUCAGCCACGCGCCCAUACCACCUCUAGCAGUCAUCAGCAGCACAUCGCGGCCGCUGGCAAUAGUAGUACAGGUGGCAGUGCUGGCAGCGCAAAUAGCGGCAGCUUUGAUCAGAAUGGUGAAAUACAGCUGCUACAGGAAACUUUAGACACGCUGCGCCACACGCUCGAUCGCGACGAGGCAGAGCUGCGCGACUCUAGCGAUGAGUUAUUCGGGCUCAAUCGACACAACAGCGCCAAUGGUGGCAGCGGCGGCAGUGGAGUGAGCAACUUGAGCAUGCAAUCGGAGUCGACAAUGCGCAGUAUUAUCGAUAGGCUCAUCACCAUGGAGGAGGAACUGCGACGCGAACAGUUGAAGAUGUCGCUCGCCUUGUCGCACAAGCAGCGCGUCAUCGAGGAGCAGGGUCAGCAAAUUGCCGCGCUAGAUGCGGCUAACAGUCGGCUGCUGAGCGCACUCACAGCGCUGCGGCAACGCUAUGAAACGCAGCAGCAGGCGCAGCAGCAAGCGAAUUUGGCAAGCAGCGGAGGCGCACAGCAGCAACAACAAGCGCAGUAAAUAUUUGAAGGCGGAUAGCGCGUAAAGAAGUCGUUUUAGUGGUAGCAGGAAAAGGAUAUAUAUAUAUAAUUUUUAAUUGAAUACAUUAAAUUAUUAAUGCAUAUGUAUGUACGUAGUUGACGCCGCAGUGUAUACGCGGCAACAUGACACAAAGAUUAAAGUAGUGUAGAUUAAAAACAAAAUAUUGUAUUUAUAAAAAAAAGGCAUUAAGCUUUCAAAUCGCGCGCUAGGUUUGAAGAAAACAUUAAAAGCUUAAAAAUUGUUUUUUCAUGCGUUGGUUGCUUAUCAUAUUAUAUUUUGUUGCAAAAUUUUUUACUUUUUUUAAAUAAAAAAAUUUUUCAUUUUAUUUUUUUUUCCAAAAUUAAAUUGUUAAAUAAAAUAUUCAGAAGAACUGCCAGUUGGUAUUGCCGAUUUGGUUUUAAAGUUUAUUUUCAAUGAAAAUUCGAUGUUUUCAUUUUCAUUUUUUUAUCAGUUGUUAAGCUUUUAAAAAAAUUCCAAUUUUACAAAAAAAAAAGAAAUUUGUUCUUUACGCAGUUUUUAUUUUUGCUGUGCUCUCUACGACCUCUCUGCAUUUUUUCCUAAUAUUAAUACCUUUGUUUGUAUUUAAAAAAAAAUAUGAAUUGAAAAUUUGUAUAAUCCAAAAAU
Molecule: messenger RNA, 5124 nt
Organism: Rhagoletis zephyria (snowberry fruit fly)
Lineage: Eukaryota; Metazoa; Arthropoda; Insecta; Diptera; Tephritidae
Product: Ras GTPase-activating protein raskol
Biological process (GO): regulation of GTPase activity
Source: RefSeq, a predicted model, not a curated record